AUGACGUCCGUAGUGGAUGCUUUGCAGCAUAAUCGCGCGCAUUUUGACGAUAGCGACAUUAUCGCUUGCGAUUAUCACAUGUACUAUCCCUAUUCCCCGGCCAUGUUGGGGAAUAAUGACGUCAUCACCAUUACCUUGCAAAACCAGGACUUGGUAACGGACGUGUCGAAAAGUUUCAUUUACGUUCAAGGAAAACUGACCAAAGAAGAUGGGACGGGCGUAGGCACAGCAUCAUUGGUGAAAAAUUUUGUGGGUUAUUUGUUUGACGAAAUCCGCUACCGCCUUGGCAACGUCGAGGUGGAGCGCACGCGGAACGUAGGCAUGACUUCGACCAUUAAAAAUUACGUAUUACUAAGUUCCGAUCAGUCGAAGUAUUUGCAAAUUGGUGGGUGGCACGAGCCGAAUGAGCUCUUGAAGGACGGCGUGUUCUCCGCGCUGUUGCCGUUGUCGUGUGUUUUGGGCUUUGCGGAGGACUACAAACUACCCAUUGUUAACAUCAGACAGGAACUUACACUUUUGCGCUCGCGGUCUGACAAAGACUGUCUUUUUGCGGCCGCGGCCAACACCGAUAAAAUCGUCUUGGAAAAGGUAGGGUGGUUGGUACCGCAUUUGACCUUAUCCGAUCAGAGCCGCGUUAAGCUGAUGAAAUUAGUGGCCGCGGACAAGCCGAUACAAGUACCCUUCCGCAGUUGGAUGUUUAUGGAACACCCCCUCUCGACAAAUACAAAAGAUUCUUGGACCAUGUUGACAACAUCUAAUUUGCAAAAACCGAAAUUUGUCAUCGUGGGGCUCCAAACGGGGCGUAAAAAUAACGUGUUGAAGGACAAUGCAAAUUUCGAUUCUUGCAACGUGCAAGAUAUGAAAGUAUAUUUAAACGCGCAAACUUUCCCGUUCGCCAGUUUUGAAGCGGAUUUCGCUAAAAACCAGUGUUUGUUGCCGUACGAGUAUUACGCUCGCAUGAAGAGUGUGUUUCACGCUGACGAACAGGCUGCCAAUUACGAACCGCUUCUAACCUACAAAGAUUUUCGCACGAAAGCGCCACUCUUUGUGUUCGACACGACUAAAACUACCGAAAACCCCAUCGAUUCGACAAUCGAUUUGCGACUUGAAUAUUUGACGUCAGCGGCCGUGGCGGCUGAUACUAUCGCGAACGCGGUUGUUGUCCACGAUCAGCUUUUUGUCUAUCACCCGCUGAGCCAAACGAUCAAAAAAAUCAUCUAA
This is a messenger RNA of Vigna radiata var. radiata (mung bean), 1221 nucleotides long. RefSeq lists its product as uncharacterized. The transcript has a single exon. The coding region runs from base 1 to 1221 and encodes 406 amino acids. Lineage: Eukaryota; Viridiplantae; Streptophyta; Magnoliopsida; Fabales; Fabaceae. The record is from RefSeq and is a predicted model, not a curated record.